Messenger RNA from Triticum urartu, 5138 nucleotides. RefSeq lists its product as uncharacterized. The record is from RefSeq and is a predicted model, not a curated record. Gene Ontology annotation, biological process: root meristem specification; maintenance of root meristem identity; regulation of gene expression. Gene Ontology annotation, cellular component: nucleus. Lineage: Eukaryota; Viridiplantae; Streptophyta; Magnoliopsida; Poales; Poaceae.
CCCGCGUCCCCUGUUCGGCCCCGGAUCCGCUGCGCUCACUGCCAUCUACGAAGGCGGGCCCCGGCCGAGCGACUCCCACGGGCCUCCUGCACCGCGCUCCGUCCGUCGGCGGUAAAAAAAAGAGAGAGGAGUAAGCAGGGGCGGCCGGCUGUGAGACCCGGGUCCAAAUCUGGGUGACGCCCGUUGACCGCGACCAGGAGGCGAGGGGAGUGGCCGGGAGCGAGCGAGGGAGGAAGAGGUGAGGAGUGAGCCGGACGGACGCAAGCGCGAGCAGCAGCGGCCACCCCGCGCACGCAUUCGCCCGUACGCCCCCACCCGCUCCUUCCUUAUCUUUCCCCCUCGGCGGCAGCCCCCCCGCCCUCCUCGGCGGGCCGAUCUGGCAUGAAGCGCCAGCGGUCGUCCUACGUCGACGACGACGACCCGGACGGCGACAGGCGGAGGUUCUACGACCGCGGGGGCCCGCCGUCGCCGCGCCGCCGCCCCGCGGAGUACGAGAGCGACGAGUUCGACCGCCGGGCCGGCUUCGGCGGCGGCAGGUUCUACGACCACCGCUACCGGGACUCCCCCUCGCCGCGGGGCUAUGGCGGGGACCGCGCGAUGCACCGCUCCGAGAGCUUCUCCGGCUUCCGCCGCGAGUUCCCCAAGGGCUUCCGCGCCGACCGCGACCGGUCGUCGCGCUGGGACGCGAGCGGCAGCGGCAGCGGCGGCGGCGGCGGCUCGGCGUGGCGCCGUCCCGGUGGCCCCUGGAGGGAUCCGCACGGCUUGGACGGCCACAAGUCUGCCACCAGGCGGCAGGCGCCGUCGCCGCCUACGCCCCCUCGCCGGUCUCCUAGUGAGCCCAGGAGGAGGAUAGAUGGUCCCAAGGGGGACAAGUUGAGGAAGCACAACUGCGGCGCCGGUGAGAUCGAGGAAGGGGAAGUCGCGCCAGAUCCGGACGCCAAAGCCCCGCCUCCGCCUGCCGUCGCGGAGCAUCAGAAGUGGGUUGACUCAGGCCGUCCUGAUGACAAGGGCACUAGUAAGAGAUGCGAGUUAAAGAAAGUGGAUUCACCUGGGCCAAGACUAAGAGUGGAUUUGAGAACUCAAGCUGCCGACAACUCGGGGAAGGAGAAAGGGAAGAUCAGCGAUGAUGCAGUUGCAGAAGCAGGGAAAGUAACAACCACGCAGCAUGAGAAAUCAGCAUCAGAUGUCACAGGGAAAGUAGCAAACACACAGCAUGAGAAAUCAGCAUCGGAUGUCACGGGGAAAGUAUCAAACACACAGCAUGAGAAAUCAGCAUCGGUUGUCACAGAGAAAGUAGCAAACGCACAGCAUGAGAAAUCAGCAUCGGUUGUCACAGAGAAAGUAGCAAACGCACAGCAUGAGAAAUCAGCAUCGGAUGUCACGGAGAAAGUGUGUGGAGGAGAUGGAGCUGCCAGUGCCGUUGAUCAAGGUGGAGAGAGCACUUCCUCCGCUAUGCAGCUGGAAGCGCGGCAUGAGGAAGUCGUUACACGACAAGAUGGUGCCAAUGCUGCUCAUGUGGGUGGGCAGAGCACUUCAUCUGGUAUCCUCAAGGAGGCUACCAUGGAAGAAGUGACAACACAAGUUGAAACUGCCAUUGCUGUCAAUGAUGUUGGGAAGGGCACUUCAUCCAGCACACAAAAAGAAUCACUGCAGGAUGUAGUAAUGGCAUUAGGUGAGACUGCUAGUGACGAUGAUAUUGUUUGGAUUGGCAGUUCAUCGACUACGCUGCAGAAAGUUCUUCCUAAAGAAGCAACAGAUGGAAACAUCAAUGCCGGUGGCGAUGUUGGAUAUUGCGCUUCGUCCAGUAUCCUGCAGGGGGCGACGCAGGAGGAAGUGAAAUAUGUAGAUGUAGCUGCCAAUAUUACAGAUGCGCCGAAAGAGGUCAGUUCUUUCAGUAUGCCAAAGGAAGCGGUUCAUGAAGAGGACACACCGCUAACUGCUAAUACCAUUAAUUUGCUAGGAGAUAGCAAUUCAUCCGUUAUGCUGGAGGAAGCAAUGCAUGAGACAGUAACCACGAAAGAACUAUCUGCCAAUGCGCUUGACAUAGCUGGAAAGAGCAGCUCAUCUACUAUGCUCCAGGAAGAUGUCAUGACUUCUCUCUGCCAAGAGUCUCAAGAAAUUAAAGAAACUGAAAUAGGAAAUGUUGGAGACAAGAAGAUUGAUGAAACAACUGAAUCUAUCGCAUCCCAGCCAGUGGAAGAGGGACUCGAGAGGUACGGUUGUGAAAAUAGAGUUGCGCUUGACAAAACUGAAGUUGUAGAAGAAAAAGAAGCAGCAGUUGAGAAUGAAAUCGUUGCGAAACAAGUAAUACAUGUUGAUCUGGAGGCCAAACUUGCAGGUACUGGUGCUUUCCUUCAACCACCCAAGGACCAUAUUAAGGAUACUGAGGAAGAGGACACGACUUUGGAUCUGAUUAUGGAGAAGCCAAGGGCUGAAGAUAAAGGAAAGGGUAUAGCAUUUGAUGUCCUUAAUAAGGCAGGUGGUGGUACUUUAGCGGGGAGAGGUUUUGACAUAGGAUUGCAGCCUGACACAGACCAAAAAGAAGCAUGGAAAUCUACAAGCACUACUUCCGUAAAGCAGGAAGAUGACACACUCAAGAUAGGGAGACUCGAUCUUUCACUAAGCUUGUCAGGUGGUUUACACGAUCCUGAAUUCAGAAGUUCUGUUCCCAGGCCUGAUUCUGUAGCCCAUGGACCAUGCUCUCAGUUGUCGUCGUCAUCAUCAUCAUUCUGCACAAAUUCAGAUGGAAUAACAGCUUCUGUAUCAUUGACCAAUUCUCAAGCAUUUGUUCGCAACCCUAGUUUCUCACAUACUCAACGGUCAUUGGACAAUUGUGAGCACUCAGUAGGCAGUAAACCUUUGUUUCAAGGAGUUGAUCAGGUGAGCAACAGCACAGGAUGGCAAGUAGAGUUGUCGUCAAACAUAUCUACCGAGAAAGGGAACCCUACCCCGCUACUUCAGAAAGCACUCCAAAAUGGUCAUUUGUCAGAUACCACUUUGGUUGGUGUGAACAUGCAGAACAAUGGGCUAUCGCCAGUCCUGUCGACAGCACAUAAUCAUGGUUCGCUUGAUGCUGGAUUGGGACAUAGUAGACAUAGAAGGCAGCUCACAAGAGAGAGAAGUAGCAGCAGUCUUUCAAGGGGUGAGCUACAGCAUGAGGAACAGCUUGUUCUGAAUGGUGCUGGUGUUGUUGAGAGGGUUAUUUCCAAGAUUGUUUCAGACCCUCUGAAUUAUACAGGAAGGAUGCUUCAAGAGAUGACAGGCAAUUCUAGAGCAUAUUUGAGGGAGGCCAUUUCUGAGAUCAUAAUUAAUGCUGAUAAAAGAGGACAAAUAGUAGCGUUGCAGGAGGCACUUAAAAAACGAUCAGACUUGAAUAGUGAAAUACUGCAAAGGUGUCCACGGGUGCUGUUGGAGAUACUUGUUGCUAUAAGGACGGGUCUUCCAGAUUUUUUAAAGAAAAGCAGUAGCAUUGCUACACCUGAUUUGGUUGACAUUUUUUUGAAUUUGAAAUGCCGCAAUCUCUCAUGCCAAAGCGUUCUACCAGUGGUUGAUUGUGAUUGUAAAAUUUGUAAGCAGAAGAAUGGUUUCUGUAGUUCUUGCAUGUGCAUUGUCUGCUUGAAGUUUGACACGGCAUCUAAUACAUGUAGUUGGGUUGGCUGUGAUGUCUGUCUUCAUUGGUGCCAUACGGAUUGUGGCUUACGCCACUCCCUUAUUCGAAAGGGGGGAGCUGGUUCUAGGGCACAUGGUACUAAUGAAAUGCAGUUUCAUUGCGGUGCUUGUGGACAUCCAUCAGAGAUGUAUGGUUUUGUGAAAGAAGUCUUCCGAACAUGUGCUAAACAAUGGAGGGUGGAGGCUCUGAUCAGAGAGCUUCAAUACGUGGAAAGGAUCUUCUCUGCAAGUGAUGAUGCAAGGGGUAGGAGAGUCAGGGACUUUGUCAAGCAGAUGUUGAUUAAAUUGGAAAACAGGGGUUAUUAUUCUGAAGUCAUCAAAUAUGUCAUUGCAUUCUUUUCUGAUGACAAUCCUAACAUGGGCAGUGGUCCAUUAGUGCCACUAAAGGGCAUUCCAUGCAGCAUUGCUGAAGGAAUAAAUGGGAUUCCUAGUUCGAGUCGAACGGCAACAUGGUUACCAUCAGUUACCUUAGAAGGAGUCCCGUUCCUACAAAAAGCAGGUGUUGUUUCUACUGCUGGGAGCCAAUCGAUGUCUAGAAAAAUAGCUGAAACUGGAUUUCAGGCGGUCAAUAAUAAGCCAGUUUCUGAUGAACUGGAUGGUCUAGUGAGGUUAAAGCAGGCUGAAGCAAAUAUGUACCAGGAACGUGCCAAUGAAGCACGUAAAGAAGCUGAGAGUCUGAAAAAUAUUGUGAUGGUAAAAUAUGCACGCAUUGAAGAACAUUAUGCUACUCAAAUGUCUGAACUCCACAUAAAUGAGUUGCAAGAGAGGCGCAAGCAAAACAUUGAAGAACUUCAAGUCAUUGAAAGAUCGUACCAUCAAUUUCUCAGCAUGAAAACGAGGAUGAAAGAUAACAUUAGGGAGUUAUUGUUGAAAAUGGAGGCAACAAAACAGAAUCUAAGCACAUAAACGAGGUUACUGCCCGUGUUUAGUUACAGAUACCAAACUUGCUGAGCUUAGUGAAGGCAGACUCCAUAUUGUGAGGACCAUCCUUCGAGCUCUUACAUGUCUGGUUGGCAAACGACUUGUCAUCUUUCUUGAAGAAUUGCUCUUCAGAAAACAGCAAUGCUGAAUUUCAAGAAGGUGCGAGCAGGCGGGCAGGUCUCGUUCCUAAGAACCAGUUUUGCUGAUCCAGUUUUGAAUCAAUUACGACGGAACAGCGCUGGUUCAAAGCCAACAGCUCUGUAAGCUCCUGGAAACGAAAUUUUCCUGGGUCCCGGUGGCAGCGGAAUUAUGUUAGGCCAGUUGGUGGUAGUGUAUGUAGGGCAUGGAACUGGAUCUGUAAAUUAUGGUACGUCUGUAGUACUUGCCAUUUUCGAUGGGAAUAUGUAUGCAUCAGGCCAUGUCUGAAAUGGCUGCUUAGUUUGUAGUCUCUCUCUCUGCAACAGAUGAACAAAACUCUGCCCGAGUUAUCGAAGACUGUCUCUCAGUUAUUCUAUCGUGAUAUUAUCUCUCAGAGAUUUCUGCUCUAA